Messenger RNA from Cordyceps militaris CM01, 471 nucleotides. RefSeq names its product 40S ribosomal protein S25. The coding region runs from base 1 to 471 and encodes 156 amino acids. The transcript has 4 exons. NCBI's taxonomy places the organism in Eukaryota, Fungi, Ascomycota, Sordariomycetes, Hypocreales, Cordycipitaceae. The record is from RefSeq and is a predicted model, not a curated record. Gene Ontology annotation, cellular component: cytosolic small ribosomal subunit. Gene Ontology annotation, molecular function: structural constituent of ribosome.
AUGGGAUUUUUCAUAAAGUUGGAGGUCUGGCUCGGUAGCGGAGGGUUUGGCAAAUUUCGGGCACGCCUGCCCUGCCGCUCUCCGGUGGUGCGGAGACCCAUCGCCAAAGUGCUAGUCGACUUCGCAACUUUGGCGAAAAUCCGUGUUCCUCCACACUCCGUCAACGUCAAAUCACAUCACAUCAAAAUGGCGCCUGCUGCUGGAGCUAAGAAGCAAAAGAAGAAGUGGUCUAAGGGCAAGGUCAAGGACAAGGCCCAGCACGCCGUCCUUCUCGACAAGACCACCGCCGAGAAGCUCUACAAGGAUGUCCAGUCCUACCGCCUGGUCACCGUUGCUGUUCUCGUGGACCGUAUGAAGAUCAACGGCUCCCUGGCCCGCCAGUGCAUUACCGACCUGGAGGAGAAGGGCUUGAUCAAGCCUGUUAUCACACACAGCAAGAUGAAGAUCUACACCCGCGCCAUUGUCGCAUAA